UGUGACCCGCUGCCGUGGCUAUAAAUGGGCUGCGACGCGGCCGGCAGAACGCGGUGACAGCCACACACCCCGAGGCCUGCAAGAUGAGCUACACUUUGGACUCGCUGGGCAACCCGUCCGCCUACCGGCGGGUAACCGAGACCCGCUCCGGCUUCAGCCGCCUUAGCGGCUCCCCGUCCAGCGGCUUCCGCUCGCAGUCAUGGUCCCGAAGCUCGCCCAGCACCGUGUCCUCCUCCUACAAGCGCAGCGCGCUGGGGCCGCGCCUCACCUACAGCUCUGCCAUGCUCAGCUCCGCCGAGAGCAGCCUCGACUUCAGCCAAUCCUCGUCCCUGCUCAACGGCGUCUCCGCGACGGGCGGCGACUACAAGCUGUCCCGCUCCAACGAGAAGGAGCAGCUGCAGGGGCUGAACGACCGCUUCGCGGGCUACAUCGAGAAGGUGCACUACCUGGAGCAGCAGAACAAGGAGAUCGAGGCGGAGAUCCAGGCGCUGCGGCAGAAGCAGGCUUCGCACGCCCAGCUGGGCGACGCCUACGACCAGGAGAUCCGUGAGCUGCGAGCCACACUCGAGAUGGUGAAUCACGAGAAGGCUCAGGUGCAGCUGGACUCGGACCACCUGGAGGAAGACAUCCACCGGCUCAAGGAGCGCUUCGAGGAGGAAGCGCGGCUGCGCGACGACACCGAGGCGGCCAUCCGCGCGCUGCGCAAAGACAUCGAGGAGGCGUCGCUGGUGAAGGUGGAGCUGGACAAGAAGGUGCAGUCGCUGCAGGACGAGGUGGCCUUCCUGCGGAGCAAUCACGAGGAAGAAGUGGCCGACCUGCUGGCCCAGAUCCAGGCGUCACACAUCACCGUGGAGCGCAAAGACUACCUGAAGACAGACAUCUCGUCGGCGCUGAAGGAAAUCCGCUCCCAGCUCGAGUGCCACUCCGACCAGAACAUGCACCAGGCGGAAGAGUGGUUCAAGUGCCGCUACGCCAAGCUCACCGAGGCGGCCGAGCAGAACAAGGAGGCCAUCCGCUCCGCCAAGGAAGAGAUUGCCGAGUACCGGCGCCAGCUGCAGUCCAAGAGCAUCGAGCUCGAGUCGGUGCGCGGCACCAAGGAGUCCCUGGAGCGGCAGCUCAGAGGAAUGCAUUCGGGUGGUUGA
Messenger RNA from Myotis davidii, 1142 nucleotides. Its product is annotated as neurofilament medium polypeptide. Gene Ontology annotation, cellular component: intermediate filament; postsynaptic intermediate filament cytoskeleton; cytoplasm. The transcript has 2 exons. The record is from RefSeq and is a predicted model, not a curated record. Gene Ontology annotation, molecular function: structural constituent of cytoskeleton. Gene Ontology annotation, biological process: neurofilament bundle assembly. NCBI's taxonomy places the organism in Eukaryota, Metazoa, Chordata, Mammalia, Chiroptera, Vespertilionidae. The coding region runs from base 84 to 1142 and encodes 352 amino acids.